CGCCGUACACCCCAAGCCCCUUUUUUCUAGUCUCCAGCCUCUACCGACCAACCAGAGCUGUUCGACUCGCGAGCACACACAACUUGACGCGCGAGCCAAACCCUACCCCCGCCGCGACCGACCCUGAUCCCCCCCACCCGUCGGCGAUGAGCUCCUCCUCCAACGGCGGGAAGAAGCCGGCGCCCGGCGGCCGCGGGGGCCCCACCAUCCGCACGCUCGCCGACAUCAACCGCGGGCCCUCCGGCUUCCCCGGUGGGGAAGGCGGCGGCAGCGACUCCGACGAACCGCAGGAGUACUACACGGGUGGCGAGAAGAGCGGGAUGCUUGUCCAAGAUCCUACAAGAAGAAAUGAUGUGGACUCAAUUUUUGAACAAGCCAGACAGAUGGGUGCUGUCCAAGGUGUACCCCCCUUUAUUGAUGGCCAAUCUUCCAGCUCUAGGAGCUUUACAGGGACUGGCCGACUGCUUUCAGGAGAGCCAGCACCAUCUGCGGCUCCUCAGCCACCAGUUGAAGUACUCCACAAUAUACACUUGUGGAACAAUGGUUUCAGUGUUGAUGACGGUCCACUGAGAGACUAUGACAAUCCUGAAAAUGCGGACUUCAUUGAGAGCAUUAAGAACUCCCAGUGCCCCCAGGAGCUGGAGCCUGCUGAUAGAAGGACAGCUGUUCAUGUGAAUGUUAUAAAAAGACUUGAAGAUUACAAGGAACCCAUAAGGGCUCGAUCAGCUUUCCAGGGUGUCGGGAGAACCCUUGGCGGUGGAUCUUCCGCAUAUGAGAGCUCAGCGCCAGCUCCUCCCGCUCAAGCGCCUCCUGCUGAUUCGAGGUCUGUUGGCAUAAUCGUGGAUGACUCCCAGCCGUUUACAUCCAUACAGCUUAGGCUGGCAGACGGCACUCGCAUGGUCGCCCGGUUCAACAUGCGCCACACUGUGGGUGAUAUCAGGUCUUUCAUUGACGCAUCUCGGCCAGGAGCUGCGAGGCCGUAUCUGUUGCAGACUGGUUUCCCACCCAAGCAGCUGACUGACCCAACGCAGACUGUCGAGCAAGCUGGCCUGGCAAACUCUGUUAUCAUGCAGAAGAUCUGAGGCCUCACCAAGGUGGGACCAAGGUGGGAACGCAUAGUCCACCCGUCCGUGUUUCGUUAAUUUAAACUCAGUAUAUCUUCGAAUGGUUGAUUAUGUUACCAGAUACCGUAAUGGCAUGAUACUGUAUCGGCAUGGUUGCCAUUCCAUCGGAUUCUACAAAUCGUCACUAUAUUGAAGUAUACAUUUCUAUGUCUAGCAA
This is a messenger RNA of Phragmites australis (common reed), 1281 nucleotides long. Its product is annotated as plant UBX domain-containing protein 4-like. Gene Ontology annotation, cellular component: nucleus; cytosol. Gene Ontology annotation, molecular function: ubiquitin binding. The record is from RefSeq and is a predicted model, not a curated record. NCBI's taxonomy places the organism in Eukaryota, Viridiplantae, Streptophyta, Magnoliopsida, Poales, Poaceae. Gene Ontology annotation, biological process: proteasome-mediated ubiquitin-dependent protein catabolic process; nuclear membrane reassembly; membrane fusion. The transcript has 4 exons. Bases 147 to 1082 code for a protein of 311 amino acids.